AUGCCCGAAGCACGAGACCGUGCAUCGCCCCUCCACGUGGCAACCAUCUUCGCUCGCCGCCGCGCUUCCUUCAUCUACCUCGACCCCCCUCCAACCCCAGCCCCAAGAAACCCAAUCGCGCGUCCACGCGCUCGCUAUUCUCACGCGCCGGGCAGGGAAAACACUCCCUUGGUGACACCACGACGCGGAAGAGGUCGCGGCUCCGUCCUUCCAUCUUGGUAUCCCAGAACCCCUUUGCGUGACAUCACUGUCCUUUCUCGGGCGAUUGAGAGAAGAAGAGCUAGGUUGGGGGAAAACGAAGGCCAGCAAAUUGGGGAUUCGGAUCAAGUGCUUCCUGAUCCGUUUUCUGCGUCUCAAAUUGAGCGUGAUUCUUCUGCUUUAUCUCCGAAUUCUGUUGGUGUUAAGCUUCGAACACCUGCAGGUUCCAAAGUUCCCAAGAUUAUUCUCGACAUUGAUAAUUUGCCAGAAGGAGAAUCGGAGAUUCUAACUCCUCAGAAGAAGCUUCUCAACUCUAUUGACAAAGUUGAGAAGGGUUUUCGAGAAGAGUUGCAAAAGUUGAAGAGAACUCCGAGCGCCAAGAAAGCUGAAAGGGAAAAACGGGUGAAAACAUUGAUGUCCAUGCGGUGA
Messenger RNA from Abrus precatorius (Indian licorice), 627 nucleotides. RefSeq names its product protein POLYCHOME. The transcript is spliced from 2 exons. The record is from RefSeq and is a predicted model, not a curated record. Gene Ontology annotation, cellular component: nucleus. Bases 1 to 627 code for a protein of 208 amino acids. Lineage: Eukaryota; Viridiplantae; Streptophyta; Magnoliopsida; Fabales; Fabaceae. Gene Ontology annotation, biological process: negative regulation of ubiquitin protein ligase activity; regulation of nuclear division.